Messenger RNA from Carya illinoinensis, 812 nucleotides. RefSeq names its product glucosamine 6-phosphate N-acetyltransferase-like. Lineage: Eukaryota; Viridiplantae; Streptophyta; Magnoliopsida; Fagales; Juglandaceae. The transcript has 2 exons. Gene Ontology annotation, cellular component: endoplasmic reticulum; Golgi apparatus; endoplasmic reticulum-Golgi intermediate compartment. The record is from RefSeq and is a predicted model, not a curated record. Bases 81 to 587 code for a protein of 168 amino acids. Gene Ontology annotation, biological process: UDP-N-acetylglucosamine biosynthetic process. Gene Ontology annotation, molecular function: monosaccharide binding; glucosamine 6-phosphate N-acetyltransferase activity.
UCUAUGCUUCGCUUUAGAAAUCUCACGAGGGCUGUAGUUGUAGACUGUAGUUGGACGGUACCCCGAGUCAGAGGCAAGGAAUGUAUCCAGAUCUUAUCGGGGAAAAGAAAAAGAUGCAGGCCGGUAAUUCGUCCAGCGAAGAUCAGAAGUUUCUGGUACGAAGAUUACAAAUCUCAGACAAAAGCAAGGGUUUUAUAGAGCUGCUGCGACAACUAACCUUUUGUGACUCUGUUUCUGACAAUGACUUUGAAGAUCGAUUUCAUGAGAUCAGCUCCCUUGGAGAUCACCACGUUAUUUGUGUCAUAGAAGAUGAAACGUCUGAGAAGAUCAUUGCAACUGGGAGCGUGUUCAUUGAGAAUAAGUUUCUGAGGAAUUGCGGCAAAGUUGGGCACAUUGAAGAUGUUGUGAUCGACUCCAAUGCUCGGGGGAUGCAAUUAGGCAAGAAAGUCAUUGCAUUCCUCACAGAUCAUGCUCGUUCUAUGGGUUGCUAUAAGGUGAUUCUUGACUGCAGUUUGGAGAACAGGGCAUUCUAUGAGAAAUGCGGUUUCAAGCAAAAGGAAAUUCAGAUGGUCAAGUAUUUUGUGUGAUUUUCUUACUGCAAUUUUGGUAGCCAUUGGUGUCUGGUUUCUAUUAGAACGUGGAAAACCAAAAUAACUUGUGAUCAUACUGUAGAAUUCAUAGAAUAAAGAUGCUCUCUAAUUUCUAUUCAUCAAAAAAAAAAAAAGAUGCUCUCUAAUUUCUAGGAUAUUAGCAAAAUUCAUCGAUAAAUAUAAGUUGAGAAAUGCUAAUCAUCAUCUUUUUAACCACCAUCA